Molecule: messenger RNA, 1839 nt
Organism: Dracunculus medinensis (Guinea worm)
Lineage: Eukaryota; Metazoa; Nematoda; Chromadorea; Rhabditida; Dracunculidae
Source: the annotation of a GenBank genome assembly
AUGGAGAACUUAUGGAGAAAAUUAUUUCGUUUAAAAAGUAACACAUCGGAUUGCUUGGAUACUCGUCUUCGGCGAUGUUUAUCAAUCGUGGAUAUCACUUUAUUAGGCGUUGGCCAUAUGAUUGGAGCUGGUAUUUAUGUCCUUACUGGAUCGGUUGUCCAUAACAAUGCUGGGCCAUCAAUUGUUAUAUCGUUUGCACUUGCGGGAAUAGCUUCAUUACUUUCAGCAUUAUGCUAUGCAGAAUUUGGUGCAAGAUACCCAAAAGCUGGGAGUGCUUAUACGUAUGCAUAUAUCGGAGUUGGUGAACUGUGGGCUUUUAUCAUAGGCUGGAAUAUUAUCCUCGAACAUAUGUUGGGAGCUGCUGCGGUUGCUCGUUCAUGGUCUGGUUAUUUCAAUUCGCUUUUCGCUAGCUCCUCAGCGAAUUUUUCGAUUAUCAAUAUUGGGCACUUCGACGAAUCCUUAUUUGCGGAUUAUCCUGAUCUAAUUGCAUUUGUCGCAGUUGUUGCUGUUGCUAUCUUCACCGGAUUCGGCUCGAAAGCAUCGACUAAUUUCAAUUCAGUUUUUACCAUUAUAAAUAUGAUGGUAAUUGUGUUCAUCGUUAGUUAUGGAUUCACAUUCGCAGACACUUCAUUAUGGUCCGGUUUAGAUGAAGAAACUGGUACAUCUAAAUUUAUGCCAUUUGGUGUAAAUGGAAUGCUUGCUGGUGCAGCAAGUUGCUUUUUCGCUUAUAUUGGUUUUGAUGGACUUGCAACCGCUGGCGAAGAAGCUUCUGAUCCAUCACGUACAAUUCCUUUAGCGACAUUUAUUUCGAUGUCAAUAGUAACCACAGCAUAUAUUUGCAUGUCAGCAGCAUUAACAUUAAUGAUUCCUUAUUGGCAGGUGAAUCCAAAAGCGGCGUUUUCUGAUGCAUUUGCUGUGAAAGGGGCCGAAUGGGCAAAAUAUGUCGUCUCGAUCGGUGCACUCUCCGGAAUGACCACCAGCCUUCUUGGUUCAAUGUUCGCUUUGCCUCGUUGCGUCUACGCUAUGGCAGAGGAUGGCCUUUUGUUUAAAACAUUCGCACAAAUCAACGAAAAAACACAGGCCAGUAUAUCGUCUCGUCUUCUUUUAGAAAAUUUGCAUGGAACACUUAAAUUAAACCAAUUGGCUGUAACAGAAUUUGCAGUAACCGACUUAUAUACUAUAAGGGUACCACAAAAUGCUGUAAUUGUCUUCGGAGCUCUUACUUCGAUUAUAGCGCUAUUAUUCGAGAUUGAAACACUCGUUCAGUUUCUCUCAAUUGGUACUCUUCUGGCCUACACUAUAGUUUCCGCAUGUGUCAUUGUUCUUAGAUAUAGACCCAUCAUUCUUGAUGGCAAUAUUUCCCAAGCCAGUGGAGGUCGUAUUAAAACAUGGUUACCUUGCCAACACUGGUUAAAUAUUCCACGUCCUGGUUCUACAGUUACGUGGUCAGUUUUCGUUAUGAUUAUUGGAGAUUUCGGUAUUAGUGCGGCUUUCGCUACUGGAUUAGCACAUUCGACAUUCGGCAAAUUUUUAAUCGCUUUUUCAGUUAUAAAUGUAAUAUUCUCGUUUUUGCUAAUUUGCUUACACGAUCAAAAUCAAGCAAAACUAUCAUUUAAGGUGCCUCUUGUACCAUUGAUACCAGCCCUAAGUAUGUUGGUUAACAUCAUGUUAAUGCUACAUUUAGCUCCGAUCACAUGGCUUAGACUUAUUCUCUGGCUUGCACUCGGCUUAACUAUAUAUGGAACCUAUGGAAUAAAAUAUAGUUGUGAAGCACAGCUCGAAACCGAAGGAUUACCAAAGAGCACAACGUAUGAAAGUGUUGUUACUGAUGGUGGCUAA